GUGGCUGGUUGGGUUGAUAAUGUUGCGGGUUUACACCGGGCGGCGCCCUUUGAGAUUUAGCACCCCAAAUUACCCCUAAAACUACUAACACUAAUAAAUGUUUUAACAUUAUAGUUUCAAAGAAAAUAAAUUCAACUUUCACCUAAAAAAUGAUUAGCACUUGAAAAUAGUAUGAGGUUAGGUUAAAAAUAGACACGUCAGGCAAUCUGUCAAUAGACAAAUUUGGCAACGUGGCAAGAUUACGUGCGAGUAUAUUCAUCCUUUUUCAACAAUAUAGGAAAGAAAAGAGCAUGAAUAUAUUUAAGCAAACAGCUGGAGGUUUUAUAAACAAAACAAAAACAUAACCUCAAUAUAUUUUUGUUGAAAAAUUCCAUGAAAAAUGCAAAACGUACAAAUCCCUGACCAAAAAUGCUGCACUCCGGAAACAGUGAGUCAAAAAUUAAGGAUCCUCUGUUUGCACGGCUACAGACAAAACGCCGAAGUGUUUCGAGCUAAAACGGGCUCCUUUAGAAAAAUGGUCCACAAAUGGGCCCAGUUCAAUUACAUUACGGCGCCCCACAAAGUGAUUUUAGUCGAUGAUAUUAAUGUUCUAGAAGAUCCCGAUAUUGGACAGACAAAGGAUGAAGAUCAGUAUGGCUGGUUCUUUAAUAGGGACGAUAAAACAUACAGAGGUAUAAGAAAAGGAGGCCCAGCAAUAGGUUUUGAAGAAUCAGUACAACUCGUAGAGCAAGCCUUUGAAAAAGAAGGACCAUUCGAUGGGAUUUUAGGAUUUUCACAAGGGGCCUGCUUUGUAGGACUUUUAUGUGAUUUACAACAAAGAGGAUUGACAAAGCACAUCAAAUUCAAUUUCGCAAUAAUGGCCAGCGGUUUUAAAUCUCAAAGUUGGCCUCAUUUGAAAUAUUACUUGGAUACUCUAACUUUGUCUAGCUUGCAUAUAUUUGGUGAAACUGAUAAAAUAAUUCCAACAGAAAUGAGCGAGGCAUUAUCUGAAAGCUUUGAAGAUCCAAUGAUAGUUAUACACCCAGGAGGGCAUUAUUUGCCAGCUUCUGCACCACAAAAACACGAAUACCAAAAGUUUUUCAAAGUGCAAAUGUUACAGAAACAGUAUAGGGAAGACAAUGAUGAAUAAAUCCAAUUGUUGAAUAAAUAAUUUAUUAUUG
Molecule: messenger RNA, 1160 nt
Organism: Ceutorhynchus assimilis (cabbage seed weevil)
Lineage: Eukaryota; Metazoa; Arthropoda; Insecta; Coleoptera; Curculionidae
Source: the annotation of a GenBank genome assembly